Molecule: messenger RNA, 1790 nt
Organism: Hypoxylon trugodes
Lineage: Eukaryota; Fungi; Ascomycota; Sordariomycetes; Xylariales; Hypoxylaceae
Product: MFS general substrate transporter
Exons: 4
Coding region: 336-1790 (484 amino acids)
Biological process (GO): transmembrane transport
Cellular component (GO): membrane
Molecular function (GO): transmembrane transporter activity
Source: RefSeq, a predicted model, not a curated record
CUACCUGGGAAUUAUAAACGCGAAGUUAAUGCCGGGCCUUUUAACAUUGUUACCAUAUCCUUUAAUAUGACGCGAUGGCGCGGCGGAGGUCAUGGCUAGGCCAAACAUGGCUUCCCGUAGUUAAUCAUAGGAAAUACGCGUCGGAUUUUUCCUUCGCAUCUAGCCGGGAAGUAUGUAAGGCUUCUAAUCGCCGGCUCGGAUGGUCCCCUUUUUCUUUUCUCUCCUCAGGGCGCAAGUUACCUUGUGCCUGAUAGGGAGCUCUCGUUGGAAGCACCGCCUUAUAGAUCGACAACAAUAGCGCGUGGUCCUUUGUCGCGUACUUGAAUAUUAUCGAUAUGGCUUCUAGUACGAGCAAAUCUCUGGCGAUAGCCAACGACAGGGUUGUCACUGACAGUAGCGACGAUGCCUCAACGACGGCGGACCAAGAGCUUCCAGUCAUCAACUCUGAACUCGAAAAGGGCGUCAUGAAGAAGAUCGACUUGUGGCUCGUUGGAUUCUACUCUUUAGUUUAUGUUUUUCGAGUAAUCGAUUCAGCCAAUUACUCUAACGCAGCCAUCAUCAACCUCGAGAAUGGCACAGGCAUCAAGAAGCAACUCGGACUUAGCCCUUCGCAGUGGGCGUGGACACUAUCCAUCUUCUCGUAUAGUUACAUGAUAUUCGAGCCGACAAACACGCUUGCGAUGAAAGUGUUCUCGCCCUCGAGGUGGAUGUUUGUUCUUAUCCUUGGUUGGGGUAUCGCCGCUUGUUCGUCAGCUGCAGCGCAGGAUUUUAAAGGAAUGAUGUGCGUUCGUUUUGCUAUCGGAUUGGCUGAGGCGGGAUUCUUCCCUGCUGUGCUUUAUCACAUGGCCUUCUGGUACAAACCCAGCGAAAUGCCGCAACGGAUCGCUAUCUUUUACUCGGUCGGCCAACUUUCACCGGCCGUAAGUGGACUGCUGGCCUAUGCCAUUGGAUUCAUGGACGGAUUAGGAGGCCUCUCAGGUUGGCGGUGGCUGUUCUUGAUUGAGGGAAUGCCCGCCAUCGUCCUCUCAGUGGUAGCACUAUGGCUGCCGGAUUACCCCGAGACAGCCCGAAUGCUCAACGAUAAGGAACGGCUGUUCCUUCAAGAUCGCCUUGCUGAUACGGCGCCAACGGGUAAGAAAGGACACUGGGAUUUUGAGUCAUUGAAAGCUCUUGUGAGAAACCCUACCUUUUACACAUUUGCCGUGUAUUGGAUCUGUCAUGGAAUUGGUGGGUUCGGUGUUGGAACUGCACUUCCUACCGUCAUUUAUGAGUUGGGUUUCACAACGACCUCCAACUCUCAGCUCAUGAAUAUCCCUCCAUAUGUCUCCGCAUUUCUCUUCCUGAAUAUUGUUGGGUACUUUUUGCAUAAGAAGUCUAUCAGGCCCUGGACCACUGCUGUAGCGAUCGAAUCGACGAUCAUUGUCUGCUACAUCAUCCUGUACACAGUUCAUAAUGCGGUGGUACGGUACAUCUUUUUGAUCAUCGCUGUAUCAUGCGCAGGUUCAGCUUAUCCAGUCAUUUGGCCUGAGCGUAUUCGCGCGAUCGAGGGGACGGUGGCGUCAGGUCUUGGGAUCGGAUUCACCAACGCCAUGGCGCAAUUUAGCGGAAUCGCGGGCCCCCACGUCUUCAGCACAGUGUUUGGUCCGUCGUACCAUGUCUCAUACGGAAUUUGCCUUGGAUUCCUGUGUGUUGGCAUCGCAGCAAUUCUCCUUUCUUGGUUACUUGUUUGGAGAAGGGAUCGCAAGAGAGAGGCGGAACAGGCCCAACGAGAGGGAGAAGCUGUUAUUUAG